GCAAACUGCGUCCUAUUUUAUGCAUCAGCAGACAAGAUAAAAUAAAAACAAAUUAGAAAUUGAUGUGAAAUCUUCAAUAAGCUACUGUUUAGAUGCAUUAAUUAAACAGCCGUUUUCUUUAGAAAAUUAGGCAGUGACUUCAACCAUAGAGCCAAACAGAAUUCGGCCAAAUCUCUCCAUGCUUGAAAAACUUUUCUUCCUCUUCCAUGGACCUAAUCAAAGAUAGCCCCAAAAAGAAACAGCCCAAAAUAAGCUACUUUCUGAGAUGCUAUGGAUUUUCCAUUAAUCAAGAAAAACUAUCUUCUGAUAAAGUCAAGAGAAAACAGAGCUCCUGCUUCUCUUUUAAGAUAUUUCAAAGAAAACAAUCACCGACUAAAACUGUUCCAAUUGACACCGCCACCGCCGCCGUCAAGGUUGGAGCUGAGAAGUUGAACACAAGUGGAGAUAUUCAUGUGGUGAAGUUGGAGAAGAAGGUUUCUGUUAAAAGACAGCAGCUGCCGACUGCAACUACUGUUAACGUGCCUGAUCAGGUGCCGGUUACCGGUCAAACCAUCCAUUUUAACAGGUUUAAUAAGACCAAGUACGAUAAGCAUCAGGACAUCAUCCUCGGGAACAGCAAAAAGUUGGAUGACUUGCAACAUUCCUCGUACCAAAAUGGAUUAAUCAGAAGCUUUACUGUUACAAAUAGUGAUAAUGCAAGCAACCUUGUAAUUGGUUCACCACAAGACAAGCAUGAGAUCAGCCGAACAGUUUCUCUGACGCCACAAAAGCUGAACAAGCAACCAACGCCAACGCCAACCAACAGAGACAAAGUUGAUGAAGGAAAAGACACGACAUUUAAUAAAGGCCACUUUGACUACGUUAUCGGGAUGUCAAUACUAAUGGUGACACUAAUUAUAAUGUUGUUUUGGGGCAAGUUUUGUGCCAUUGUUUGUACCUCUGCAUGGUUUUAUUUUCUCCCUAGAUUUCGUGCCAAGCAUGAGCUGGUAAUUAAUGGUGGCAACCUCGAUGUGAAUUCGAAGGAAUAUAAGAAGAAGGUGGUGUUGAAUGGGUUUCUUGAGAGAAACCAUCGAAAUUAUGUUGGAUCUUAAUGGUUUUGGAUUUGUAUCUGCUUUCCGUUUUCGGGGUAUUGUAUGUUUUUCCCAAAAUCCUUUUCAUUU
Molecule: messenger RNA, 1160 nt
Organism: Nicotiana attenuata
Lineage: Eukaryota; Viridiplantae; Streptophyta; Magnoliopsida; Solanales; Solanaceae
Exons: 2
Coding region: 207-1091 (294 amino acids)
Source: RefSeq, a predicted model, not a curated record